This is a messenger RNA of Carya illinoinensis, 2404 nucleotides long. RefSeq names its product protein trichome berefringence-like 7. Gene Ontology annotation, molecular function: O-acetyltransferase activity. Gene Ontology annotation, cellular component: Golgi apparatus. Lineage: Eukaryota; Viridiplantae; Streptophyta; Magnoliopsida; Fagales; Juglandaceae. The transcript has 3 exons. The record is from RefSeq and is a predicted model, not a curated record. Bases 699 to 1958 code for a protein of 419 amino acids.
AACAUGUUUUAUGGCCCAAGCUAUUUUCUGUUUUUCUUUCUUUGCUUGCACGUUGUGCUCUCAACGACCUCCGUUCUCCUCCAUUACAAAAACCAACCAAAUCUCCGAAGCCUCUUCAACCUUCUGUCUCUGCAUACAUUUCUCCAACUCCGGCACUCUGUAAAUUCUCUAGAGAUUCAAUGGCAGAUUCUCUCAUUCUCUGCGCCACCCUCGUAGCCAAUGUCUUCAGAUUUUGUUAGCGUAUCAUUGCCUUCACAAAUUCGUCCAAGAUUCUUUCAAUCUAGCUGCUCUUGCAUCAGGGCUUGUUUUUCUUAUGAUUUUAAACAUUAACUGUCUGAUUUUUCAAUCACCUUCUAUUACGGGUCCUCGUGACAGCGUGGUUCUGAGCAUGAAUUUUUGAGUUCGAUUCAACAUGUAGAUUGUGCAGUUAUUUUGAUUUCUUGUCCUUAGGGGUGCUGCUAAUGAUGCUGCUCAUAUGAUUUGAAAGUUGAAGACUUUUUGAGCUCGAUGGUGGUUUUCAUGUUUGCCGAUUUCGAUGUGAUGAUGGUUCGAUUUAUAUGGUCCUUGGAUUGAUUCUAUAAUGGGUCUCGAGUUAUAUAUGGAAAGUUGGACUCUUUUGGAUCCUGCGACUGAUAUUUUGUUUAACAUAGGACGCGUUUUUUACAAGUUGUGGAUGAUUGAGAUGGUGAAUAGUUUUAAUGAAUAUGACUGAGAUGAUGACUAGUUUCAAUAGGAGUGUAUCCUUCAAACGCAGUGCGUCACUCGGCCGGAGGGCCCCGAGUGUCACAAGCCCAAGGGUCCGGCGGUUGAGCUGGGUCUCCCGCAAAUUUCAUGUUCUUGUGGUGAUUGGGUCUUUGAUUUCAUUCAUCAUAGCAAUUGGUUGCGGUUAUCUGUUUCUCCUCCCAAGUUUCAGCCAGGCUUUUCAUGACUAUGAUACAUCCAAAUUUAAUGGUACGUUUAGUAGUUGCAAUGUUUUUAAUGGAAGUUGGGUGCAGGAUGAUAGUUACCCAUUGUACAAUGCUACGGAAUGUCCCUUUGUUGAACAAGGAUUCAAUUGCUUGGGAAAUGGGCGGAAUGAUAAAGAUUAUCUGAGAUGGAGGUGGAAGCCCAAGACUUGUGAUAUUCUGAGGUUUAAGGUGCGGAAUGUAUUAGAAAAGUUUAGAAACAAAAGAGUUGUUUUUGUUGGUGAUUCUAUGAGCCGAACACAGUGGGAGUCUCUGAUAUGCUUGCUUAUGACAGGUGUAGAGAAUAAGACAAGUGUCUACGAAAUGAAUGGGAAUAAGAUUACAAAGCAGAUUAGAUUUUUAGGUGUUCGGUUUAGUUCCUUCAACUUUACUAUCGAGUUCUUCCGUUCAGUUUUCCUGGUGCAGCAGGGUUGGAUGCCUAAACAUGCACCAAAGAGGGUCAAGUCCACGCUUAAAUUGGACAAGUUAGAUAACAUUAGCACCCAUUGGAUUAACUCAGAUGUUCUCAUAUUCAACACAGGACAAUGGUGGGUGCCAGGGAAGCUUUUUGAAACUGGUUGUUAUUUCCAGGUUGGAAACUCUUUAAAGCUUGGAAUGCCAAUUCUCACUGCCUUCAGAACUGCACUAGGCACUUGGGCAUCAUGGGUUGAGAAAAAUAUCAACACAAAUCGAACACAAGUCUUCUUUCGAACUUUUGAGCCGUCUCACUGGGGUGAUCAAACUCGUAGGAUUUGUAAUGUGACCCAGAACCCACUAUCAGAAGCUAGAGGAAGAGACCAAAGUCUAUUUUCAGACACUGUAUUGGAGGUGGUAAAGAAUAUGAAAGUUCCAAUAACUGUUCUGCACAUAACUUCCAUGUCAGCUCUGCGAAGUGAUGCACACGUGGGUAACUGGAGUGACAGCCCAUUUACACCUGAUUGUAGCCACUGGUGUCUACCAGGAGUACCUGAUGUGUGGAAUGAAAUUAUCCUCUCAUACCUUCUUACCGACUAAGUACAUUUCUGGUGAGUAGCUUCCGUUGUUUAGGUCCAUGCCAGCACGAUUUUUGACAGUCCCACUCCAUACAAUGGCUACCAAAGUGGAUUUUCUGGCACCAGUUUUCUCUUUCUGCAAGUGAAUUGUCUAUGGUGUCUCAUCUCAGAAGCCAGAAAAGUUGAAUUACAGUUACUCAUGCUGAAGUUUCUUUUCUGUUAUUAUCUUUUAUUCUGCGGCAGCCAGCACCAAACGGUCCCAAAAUUCUCAAAAAGUUUAGAGUUACACGGAGGAUAUAGUUUUGUAACAGGCACUGAUAUUUUCAUUCUUUUGGCGAUUCUUCUAUCUUUAGAGGGGCUAAAAGUUUCUCUGAGAUAUAACAAUUUUGUUCAUAUCUAUUCAUUAAUCGCCUUAUAUUGCAAUGAAAUCUUUCUUUAAACGGAAGAAAUAAAGGAAGAGAUUGACCA